This is a messenger RNA of Alexandromys fortis (reed vole), 6173 nucleotides long. RefSeq names its product myocyte enhancer factor 2A (gene Mef2a). The transcript has 12 exons. Lineage: Eukaryota; Metazoa; Chordata; Mammalia; Rodentia; Cricetidae. The coding region runs from base 916 to 2529 and encodes 537 amino acids. Gene Ontology annotation, molecular function: protein dimerization activity; RNA polymerase II cis-regulatory region sequence-specific DNA binding; DNA-binding transcription factor activity, RNA polymerase II-specific. Gene Ontology annotation, biological process: positive regulation of transcription by RNA polymerase II. The record is from RefSeq and is a predicted model, not a curated record.
AGGACCUGGCCUCGGCUCGGAGCGUCUGGGUCGUCCCGCGGUGCCCGGACUCAGCUGUGGCCGUGGACCAAGCGCGGGGACCGGUCACGCGCCGCGACACCGGAGCCCGGGGACCCGGGCUGGUCCAGGAGGCGGUGGGGGCGCGACGCCGCCGGCCCGCCACGCCCAGGCUCUCAUCAAGUGACCGGUAUCCCUUCCAGGAGAACACGGUCCUUCAGAGGGAAGAGCGCUCCAGCCUGCAGCCCCGGCGCCAAGCCGCCGUCAUCUCCUUCCUGUGCCGGGUGAUCUGUCUCCUCACCCACCCGGAAAAACAUAGUCCGCCCCUCAUGUCCUUGUGAAACAGCGAUAGCUGUUCACACGGCGUGACUCUCUUGACCUGUCUCCUUGUCUCGCCCAUGCCAAACCCUUCAGGACCCACCGAGAGGAGAAAUCAGCCCUAAAAGGGGACCUCGAGAGAGAGAAGAAAGAGAGGAAGCCGAGAGGAAGGGAGAGGCAAGGCCGGCGGAGGGACACCAAGGCGUCCUCGCAGUGCGCACGCGCGCCGCGAAGAACGAGUUCCGGUCUGGCCGAGGCCUGACUCCUAAAAAUAGCCCCGGUGUGGGGAUCCGUGCGCGGAUGUCCCGGCGAGUCCCGGGCUGAAGGAGGCGGCUCCGGGCGGCGCGGAGUGCUGUGGCGGGCCGGGCCGGGGCUGCGGCUUGUGCGCGCCCGCCGGCUGUAGCGGAGACCCGGAAUUGCAUCUUGUGGAAAAGGAACAAAGAAUUUUCUGCAAGGAUCAAAUAUUCUCAAGAAAAUUUUCACGGUAGCCUUGGACUAGAAGGUUACGUAAUAGAAACUGUGUACAAUGCAUUAGGAUAUUGAAGGAAAUUAGCUUCUGAAUUAAUUACUUGGAAUAUAAGGAAGAAAAGGUAUCUGAAAAUGGGGCGGAAGAAAAUACAAAUCACACGCAUAAUGGAUGAGAGGAACCGGCAGGUCACUUUUACAAAGAGGAAGUUCGGACUGAUGAAGAAAGCCUAUGAACUCAGUGUGCUGUGUGACUGUGAAAUAGCACUCAUCAUUUUCAACAGCUCUAACAAGCUCUUCCAGUACGCCAGCACUGACAUGGACAAAGUUCUUCUCAAGUACACAGAGUAUAAUGAACCACAUGAAAGCAGAACAAACUCGGAUAUUGUUGAGACUUUAAGAAAGAAAGGCCUUAAUGGUUGUGAGAGCCCUGAUGCUGACGAUUACUUUGAGCACAGUCCACUCUCGGAGGACAGAUUCAGCAAACUAAAUGAAGAUAGUGAUUUUAUUUUCAAACGAGGCCCUGCUCUGAACAAGAAGGAACACAGAGGCUGCGACAGCCCAGACCCUGAUACUUCCUAUGUGCUAACUCCACAUACAGAAGAAAAAUAUAAAAAAAUUAAUGAGGAAUUUGAUAAUAUGAUGCGGAAUCAUAAAAUCGCACCUGGUUUGCCACCUCAGAACUUCUCAAUGUCUGUCACAGUCCCUGUGACCAGCCCUAAUGCUUUGUCCUACACUAACCCAGGGAGUUCACUUGUGUCACCGUCUUUGGCAGCCAGCUCAACAUUAGCAGAUUCAAGUAUGCUGUCUCCACCCCCAGCUACGUUACAUAGAAAUGUAUCCCCUGGAGCUCCGCAGAGACCACCAAGUACUGGCAGUGCAAGUGGGAUGUUGAGUACUACAGACCUCGCAGUACCAAAUGGAGCUGGAAAUAGUCCAGUGGGGAAUGGAUUUGUAAACUCAAGGGCCUCUCCAAAUUUGAUUGGAAAUACUGGUGCAAAUAGUUUAGGCAAAAUUAUGCCUACAAAGUCUCCCCCUCCACCUGGUGGUGGCAAUCUUGGAAUGAAUAGUCGGAAACCAGAUCUACGGGUUGUCAUUCCCCCUUCAAGCAAGGGCAUGAUGCCUCCACUUAAUGCCCAAAGGAUAAGCAGUUCUCAAGCUGCUCAGCCUCUCGCCACCCCUGUAGUGUCUGUGACAACUCCGAGCUUGCCUCCACAGGGACUAGUGUACUCAGCAAUGCCGACAGCCUAUAACACUGAUUACUCACUGACCAGCGCUGACCUGUCGGCUCUGCAAGGCUUCACCUCCCCUGGAAUGCUGUCUCUGGGGCAGGCUUCAGCCUGGCAGCAGCACCAUCUUGGGCAAGCAGCCCUCAGCUCUCUAGUGGCUGGAGGGCAGUUAUCUCAGGGUUCGAAUUUGUCCAUUAACACCAACCAGAACAUCAACAUUAAGUCAGAGCCAAUUUCACCUCCCCGGGAUCGAAUGACCCCAUCAGGCUUCCAGCAGCAGCAACAACAGCAGCAACAACAGCCACCACCUCCACAACCUCCACAGCCCCAACCCAGGCAGGAAAUGGGGCGCUCCCCUGUGGACAGUCUGAGCAGCUCUAGCAGCUCCUAUGACGGCAGUGACCGGGAGGACCCACGGGGUGACUUCCAUUCUCCCAUUGUGCUUGGCCGACCCCCUAAUACUGAGGACAGAGAAAGCCCUUCUGUAAAACGCAUGAGGAUGGACACAUGGGUGACCUAAGGCUUCCUGGUUCAUGGUUGUUCUUUGUGUUACUGCAGUGAGCUGCCCUACAUAUCUUAAAUUGGUGAAUAAGGACAUGAGUUCAAUAUAUUUAUAUGUACAUACAUACAUAUAUAUCCCUUUACAUAUAUAUGUAUGUGGUGUGAGUGUGUGUAUGUGUGGGUGUGUGUUGCAUACACAGAAUCAGGCACUUACUGCAAACUCCUUGUAGGUCUGCAGAUGUGUGUCCACAUGGCAGACAAAGCACCCUGUAGGCACAGACCAGUCUGGCACUUCCUUGGACUACUUGUUUCGUAAGAUAAACAGUUUUUGCAGAGAAACGUGUACCCAUAUAUAAUUCUUCCACAUUAGCCUGCAGAAACCUAGGGGGCCCCCUAUUUGUUUUAUUUAAUUGUGCGGUGACUGUAGUUACUUCAGAAAAAAAAAUGCUUUGUAGAACAGAGCAGUAGAAAAGCAGGAACCAAGAAAGCAAUACUGUACAUAAAAUGUCAUUUAUAUUAGUAACCCAACCUGGCAUGGGUCUAUUGCAAAGGGGUGCAUGGGAAAGGGCUGUUGAUAGUAAGCAAACAAACAAAUAAAAUAAAAGCCCCACACAUAACUGUUUUGCACGUGCAAAAAAAAUGUAUUGGGUCAGAGAAGUGAUCUUUAGCUAAUAAAAAGGGAGAAUAGAACAUACGCAUGAAAUACUCAGAAAUACUAGCCUAGAAAUAUAGAGCAUUAACAAAAUAAAAUUAAUAUAUUAAGUUAUAAUUGGAAUAUGUCAGAAGUUUCUUUUACAUUCAUAUCUUUAAAAAUUAAAGAAACUGAUUUUAGGUCAUGUAUAUUUUAUAUGAAAGAAAACACCCUUAAUGAAUUGAUGACUAUAUAUAAAAUUAUAUCCACUACUUUUGAACACAUUCUGCUGAAUUAUUUAUAUAAGCCAAAGCUGUAUGUUGUAACUUUUUUUUUUUAGAGAAUAGCUUUAUCUUGUUUUAACUUUUUAGUUUUAUUUUAAGAGGGGAGAAAAAAACAAAAAUAUCUUGCAAGCAGAACCUUGGAAAAAAAAAGCCAUGAACACUUAUUAUUCUAUAUGUAAAUUAAAAGUUGAGCCAAACUCUUUGUGUAUAUAGCAUCUUAAAUAUAUUAUCACCUUUGAUGUAAGUACCUAUGUAUUGUAUGGUCACCAGAUUAUAAAGUAUAUUUUUGUGGAUUGCCGCCAAUUUGGGGGGAAAGGCGAAGUCCUUAAGUAGAGUAUUCACUGUUUAAUAUUUACUAUUUUGUUAAAUAUACUGUACUUUGGAUUUUAAUUAUUAGCCCAGUUUUUCAAAGGAUUGUGUAAAGGGGUUUCCCCUCACUGGUGGUGAAUGUGUGAUGUUCUGUUGUAAUCUUUGUGCUGUAUGGGGUGAGCAUCAUUAUAUAUUUUAUAUGUGUACAUAAAUAGCAAAGUGGCAAAAAAUUGGUGUUAAGUUCAUCCUGCAUAAAUAUAAAAUGUGUUGUAACAGAUUUUAUAAGGCAUUAUUUAAAACUUGCCUUUUGUGAGAGAAAAAAAAGAGUAGAAAGAUGACCUAAUUUAACUAAUACUAGAGAAGAUGGCAGAAUAGUAGAAGAGCACAAAGGUUUUAUAAGUGGUAAAUAAUUAGGGAAAUAUUUGUGGGGAAAGGGAUCUUUUUCUCCUUGACUCUGAAAAUAGAAUGAAGCAGCUGGUUACAAAAUCCACGAGGGUUUUUAGCUGUCCCGUGGAAAGGCAAGGGCGUGUAGGGAGCAGCUCUCUAACGAUGCCGUUCCGUGACACGGUUCCUGCUAUCCUGACGGAAACUGGUGCCACCCUCAGCUUGGAUUUUGAACAAGGCCUUACUUACAGGGAGACAACUCGUUGGCGAUAGCAAGUUGAUCCGUUUACUGGGCUUGUGCCAUGAACAAAAUUCAAAGUCCUGUAUAUCUUUUCUCCUAGAUUUUUAAAUACUCCUUUUCCUGAAAAACUUUAAAAGGGUUUUAAAUGGCUGCUAUUUUAUAUUGAACAAUGUCAAGCAGCUGCCUGCAGUUUUUACUUGCAUUUUGCUUUUCCCCCUAAAUUUUGUUCCUUUCAGCGUUUCCUCAUCUGCCGUUGUGACAGCUCACCAGCCAGGCUUCCAGACUAGCACACAGGGACUAGGUACACGCACCGCGGUGAGCUCGGGCCGCACAGAAGAGAGUGCUUCACUGACAGUGUGGUGGCUCGUGGUAGAAGCCAAAAAAGUGAGGAUGCUGUCCUGUUGCCUCUGUAGUCUCAGCAUUUGGCUCUUAGCAGAGAAGAUGAGAUUUUCUUCUUGAAAUGUACUGAAUCGACUUACAGGCACAUUCUUCUUAAGGUCAUACCUAAUUAAAACAAGACAGUCUCCCAACACUGAAUUUCCAAGAUAACACUUACCACUUUGUAAACCAUUUAUAGCUUUGAAAGUGUUAAGUGGCCCUUUCGUUAUUAUUUAUGCAUGUUCAUGAACUUCUGCUGUAUAUUGGAAUAGGAGUUAACACAGUCACAUUUACUGUCUAUUUUCUUGUGUGCCUUAUGAGAUGGCUUUUCUGACUGUAUCUCAAUAGUCUUUCUUUCUAUGCAGGUUUAUAAUCAGUACAACUACUGUUUUCUAAAGUGAUACUACACAAGGCUCGGAGUUUGUAUUUAAAUUACACUGACCAAGUCACAAUGUAUUCCGUUUUCAGGAACUGAAUAUCUGACUGUUAAUCUUUCCCCACGUGCCCAAUGUGGUUUGGAGCAUGUGGGCUUGACAUCCUUCACCCAGACACUCAUGUGUGAACACAUCCACAUCCACAGCUCUCAGUGGAAGCCAACCUAGAGUGGGGAGGACACUGACCUGACGGGGUUGCUUUAAAACUGACUUUCUUACCCUUUGAGACUCAUGUGUUUUGUAUGAGACACCAUCACAGGAGAAUUUUAUCCCUUCAGAUAACAUAUUUUAUUAUUAAAAACAAAAACAAAAAAAGCUUAACUUGCACUGGAUACAGGAAGUCCCCACCAGCUGUACUUCCUCAGAACUCUAAGUGGUUCCACACUGAGAGUGAACGUCACCAUUGUGUGAACACAGGUGGUUCCAGUCGAAACUCCAUCCUUUGAGCCCUAAUUACAUCCAUUGUGUUAUAAAACUAAAUCAGGGGUUUGUUCUAAGAGAACAAUACAUGUUUCACCAUUUCCUUUCAACUUGUAAAGACGACUAAUAAUGUUUGAACAUAAUUUCUGUAUUAACCAUCAUGCGCACAAGAAAUACAUAGUAAAUACGGAGCCUGAAAACUCCUGGCAUUGGAUCAUAAAAAGCUAGAUGAUUAGAAUGUGAAAAAGACUUUACAAAUGUAACCCUUUUAUUUCUCUGUAGAAACUUUCUUCACUUUGCUGUGCAAGAGGACACUGCUUUGCUAUAUUUAAAAUGGCUUUUUUAAAAGAGAAUUUAUGUAUUUGGUAAAUGUUUGUAGUCAACAGUUCACAAAAGAAGCUGUACACGGUUUGAUCAUGUAAAACCGUUUGGCGGCACAAGCUGGACUUUGUUGCCAUCCUUGAGAUGAACCUUUUAAGAAAAAUAAGUUAAUCUCAAUUUUUCCCUGAAUGUGUUGUUUUUUCUUCAUUAUACAAUAAAUAUUAUAGUGAAGUUUUUAUCAAAUGGUAAGACAAUGCUAAA